Microtus oregoni (creeping vole) is the source of this 9477-nucleotide messenger RNA. RefSeq names its product THO complex subunit 2-like. The record is from RefSeq and is a predicted model, not a curated record. The transcript has 8 exons. Gene Ontology annotation, cellular component: THO complex part of transcription export complex. Gene Ontology annotation, molecular function: mRNA binding. Gene Ontology annotation, biological process: mRNA processing; mRNA export from nucleus. Bases 366 to 5135 code for a protein of 1589 amino acids. Lineage: Eukaryota; Metazoa; Chordata; Mammalia; Rodentia; Cricetidae.
UCCGUCGAGCCGACUGUGGUGGACGCCGGGUGGCGAAGGCCGUUCCCGAGCUGCGGCCUCGAGGCGGUUCCCGGUGGCUGGGGCAGCAGGGCGCGGGCCCGACGCGGCCGCGACCGGCGACGUGGGCCGGGCGAGGAGUGGCCUGCAGUGUGAGUGGCUGAGUCCACAAAGACACCCAGACAGCAGACUGCACCACUGUGCAUCCAGCAUUCCCAGCUUCCGGUUCCUGAAUCAACAAAACACUCAACCCUAAAACCCUUUCUUCAGAACACUCAGCUCCCAGCAUUUGCCGUGGGCGGGGUUCUCCUUUGACCUAGCACAAGUUCCUACUGCACACCUGGGGCUCUGUUACUACUAAAGAGAAGAUGGCUAUGAUGACUGCGGCAACUGUAGUGGUUCCCGCUGAGUGGAUCAAGAACUGGGAGAAAUCUGGGAGAAGCGAAUUUUUGCGUUUAUGCCGGAUUCUCAGUGAAAGUAAAAGCCGCGACACUUUGGCUUGUAGAGAUUUCCAACAAGCUCUCUAUGAGUUGUCAUACCAUGUCAUUAAAGGAACUUUAAAGCCGGAACAGGCAUCCAGUGUUCUCAGUGACAUCAGUGAAUUUCGUGAAGAUAUUCCACUUAUUCUUGCCGACAUAUUCUGCAUAUUAGAUAUUGAGACAAAUUGUUUAGAAGAAAAGAACAAGAGAGAUCAUUUUACACAGUUGGUAUUAGCAUGUUUAUAUUUAGUUUCAGACACAGUUCUAAAGGAACGCUUGGAUCCAGAAACAUUGGAGUCAUUAGGCCUUAUCAAACAAUCACAGCAGUUCAAUCAGAAGUCAGUUAAAAUCAAGACGAAACUCUUUUACAAACAACAGAAGUUCAAUUUGUUAAGAGAAGAAAAUGAAGGUUAUGCCAAGCUUAUUGUUGAAUUGGGGCAAGAUUUAUCUGGAAAUAUUACAAGUGAUUUAAUCUUAGAAAUUCUCAAAUCUUUAAUAGGUUGCUUUAAUCUAGACCCCAAUCGAGUUUUGGAUAUCAUAUUAGAGGUGUUCGAGUGUAGGCCAGAACACCAUGAUUUCUUUAUAUCUUUAUUAGAAGCUUACAUGAAUAUGUGUGAACCACAAACAUUGUGUCAUAUUCUUGGAUUCAAAUUCAAGUUUUACCAGGAACCAAAUGGUGAGACUCCAUCAUCUUUGUAUACAGUCGCAGCAGUACUUCUACAGUUUAAUCUUAUCGAUUUGGAUGAUCUUUAUGUACACCUUCUUCCAGCUGAUAGUUGCAUUGUGAAUGAAUACAAACGAGAAAUUGUGGAAGCUAAGCACAUUGUCAGAAAACUUACAAUGGUUGUAUUGCCUUCUGACAAAAGUGAUGAACGAGAGAAAGAAAAGAAAAAAGAUGAUAAAGUAGAGAAGGCACCUGACAAUCAAAAACUUGGUUUGUUGGAAGCCUUAUUAGUUAUUGGUGAUUGGCAGCAUGCACAGAGUAUUAUGGAUCGAAUGCCUCCGUACUAUGCAGCAUCACAUAAAGUAAUAGCCCUUGCUAUCUGCAAUCUUAUACAUAUAACUAUUGAACCUCUUUACCGAAGAGUUGGUGUUCCUAAAGGUGCUAAAGGCUCACCUGUCAAUGCUUUGCAAAACAAGAAAUCACCAAAGCCAGCAGAGAGCUUUGAAGACUUAAGGAGAGAUGUAUUCAGUAUGUUCUGUUAUCUUGGUCCCCACCUUUCUCAUGAUCCCAUCUUAUUUGCAAAGGUUGUGCGCAUAGGCAAGUCAUUUAUGAAGGAAUUUCAGUCUGAUGGGAAGCAAGAAAAUAAAGAGAAAAUGGAAGUCAUCUUUAGUUGCUUGCUUAGCAUCACUGACCAGGUCCUACUUCCGUCUCUUUCUUUGAUGGAUUGCAAUGCGUGUAUGUCAGAGGAACUAUGGGGAAUGUUUAAAACAUUUCCUUAUCAACAUAGAUACCGCUUAUAUGGCCAAUGGAAGAAUGAGACUUACCAUAGUCACCCACUUUUAGUAAAAAUUAAAGCUCACACAGUAGACAGAGCCAAGUACAUUAUGAAGCGUCUAACCAAGGAAAAUGUGAAACCUUCAGGAAGACAGAUUGGGAAACUGAGCCACAGCAAUCCAACCAUUUUGUUUGAUUAUGUCUUGUCACAAAUACAGAAAUACGAUAACUUAAUAACACCUGUGGUAGACUCAUUGAAAUAUCUCACUGCGUUGAAUUAUGAUGUUUUGGCUUAUUGUAUCAUUGAAGCAUUAGCUAAUCCAGAAAAAGAAAGAAUGAAGCACGAUGACACAACCAUCUCAAGCUGGCUUCAGAGCCUGGCUAGUUUCUGUGGUGCAGUUUUUCGUAAAUACCCAAUUGAUCUUGCUGGUCUUCUUCAGUAUGUAGCCAAUCAAUUAAAGGCAGGCAAAAGUUUUGACCUGCUUAUAUUGAAAGAAGUGGUACAAAAAAUGGCAGGAAUAGAAGUUACAGAGGAAAUGACAAUGGACCAGCUAGAGGCUAUGACUGGUGGGGAGCAACUGAAAGCCGAGGGUGGAUAUUUUGGCCAGAUAAGAAACACUAAAAAAUCCUCUCAGAGAUUGAAGGAUGCACUGCUGGACCAUGACCUUGCCCUUCCUCUCUGUUUGCUUAUGGCCCAGCAGAGGAAUGGUGUGAUCUUUCAGGAAGGCGGAGAGAAACAUUUAAAGCUUGUAGGGAAGCUGUAUGACCAGUGUCAUGAUACUUUGGUACAGUUUGGUGGGUUUUUAGCUUCAAAUUUAAGCACAGAUGAUUACAUAAAGAGAGUACCUUCAAUUGAUGUACUAUGUAAUGAAUUUCAUACGCCCCAUGAUGCAGCAUUUUUUCUGUCUCGGCCGAUGUAUGCGCACCAUAUUUCAUCCAAGUAUGAUGAACUUAAGAAAUCAGAAAAGGGUAGUAAACAGCAACAUAAAGUUCAUAAAUACAUUACAUCAUGUGAGAUGGUGAUGGCUCCUGUCCAUGAAGCAGUGAUCUCCUUACACAUUUCCAAAGUCUGGGAAGAUAUCAGCCCUCAAUUUUAUACCACGUUCUGGUCUCUGACAAUGUAUGACCUUGCAGUUCCACACACUAGCUAUGAACGAGAAGUCAAUAAACUUAAGAUUCAGAUGAAAGCAAUUGAUGACAAUCAAGAAAUGCCUCUGAAUAAAAAGAAAAAAGAGAAAGAGCGCUGUACUGCCCUUCAGGACAAGCUUCUUGAAGAAGAAAAGAAACAGACGGAGCAUGUGCAGCGAGUACUACAGAGACUGAAAUUGGAAAAGGACAACUGGCUCUUAGCAAAAUCUACUAAAAAUGAGACCAUCACAAAGUUUCUCCAGCUGUGUAUAUUUCCUCGUUGUAUUUUUUCAGCAAUUGAUUCUGUUUACUGUGCGCAUUUUGUUGAGUUGGUCCACCAACAGAAGACUCCAAAUUUUUCCACACUUCUCUGCUAUGAUCGAGUUUUCUCUGAUAUAAUUUACAUGGUUGCUAGCUUUACUGAAAAUGAAGCUAGUCGGUAUGGUAGAUUUCUUUGCUGCAUGUUAGAGACGGUGACUAGAUGGCAUAGCGACAGAUCCACCUAUGAGAAGGAAUGUGGAAACUAUCCAGGAUUCCUUACUAUAUUACGAGCAACUGGAUUUGAUGGUGGAAAUAAAGCGGAUCAGUUAGAUUAUGAAAAUUUUCGACAUGUUGUCCAUAAGUGGCAUUAUAAACUAACCAAGGCAUCGGUACAUUGCCUUGAAACAGGUGAAUAUACUCAUAUCAGAAAUAUCUUGAUUGUGCUCACAAAAAUACUGCCAUGGUACCCCAAAGUUUUAAAUCUGGGACAGGCUUUGGAAAGAAGAGUACAUAAAAUCUGCCAAGAAGAGAAAGAAAAGAAGCCAGAUCUGUAUGUACUAGCAAUGGUCUACUCUGGGCAGCUGAAAAAUAGAAAGUCGUACAUGAUACCUGAAAAUGAAUUUCAUCACAAAGAUCCUCCUCCAAGAAAUGCUACUUCAAGUGUACCAAAUGGACCUUGUAGCGGGCUGCCAUCUUCCAUAGGAAACACGUCUAAGUCAGAUGAAAGCAGUACUGAGGAGACUGACAAGUCAAGGGAAAGGUCUCAGUGUGGCCUGAAAGCUGUCACUAAAGCCUCUAGUGCCGUACCAAAAGGGAAUUCAAACAAUGGAAACAGCAGCUCCAACACCAAGGCUGUUAAGGAAAAUGACAAAGAAAAGGGGAAAGAGAAGGAAAAAGAAAAAAAAGAAAAGACCUCAGCUGUUAUUCCAGAAGUUAGGGUACUUUGUAAAGACAAUAAAGAAAAACCCAAGGAAGAGCAGCCAAAUAAAGAUGAGAAAAUAAGAGAGACCAAGGAAAGAAUGCCUAAAUCUGACAAAGAUAAGGAAAAAUUAAAGAAGGAGGAAAAAGCUAAAGAUGAGAAGUUCAGGAUCACUGUCCCUAACAUAGAUUCAAAGUCUACUCAAGAAAGAGAAAAAGAGAAAGAGCCAUCAAGAGAAAGAGAUUUAGCAAAGGAAAUGAAAUCAAAAGAAAAUGUUAAAGGAGGAGAAAAAACACCAGUUUCUGGGUCCUUGAAAUCACCUGUUUCCCGAACAGAUAAUGCAGAGCCCGAAAGAGAAAAGCGUCGCAAGGUAGAUUCCCAUCCUUCUCCAUCCCAUUCUUCCACAAUAAAGGACAGUCUCAACAAACUCAAGGAGUCUUCAGCAAAGCUCUACAUCAACCAUGCUCCUCCACUGUUGUGCAAGAGUAAGGAGAGAGAAAUGGACAAGAAAGAUUUGGACAAGUCGAGGGAAAGAUCCAGAGAGAGAGAGAAAAAAGAAGAAAAGGACCGGAAAGAGCGGAAAAGGGAUUAUUCAAACAAUGACCGGGAAGUGCCUCUAGACUUAGUCAAAAGGCGGAAAGAUGAAAAUGGAAUAUUGGGGACUUCAAAGCACAAAAGUGAAAGCCCCUGUGAAUCUCUUUAUCCAAGUGAGAAAGACAAGGAAAAAAAUAAGUCAAAAUCCUCAGGCAAAGAAAAAGGUGAUUUCUUUAAACCUGAAAAGGUGGAUAAAGUAUCCAGUGGGAAAAAGGAGUCUGGACAUGAUAAAGAAAAGGUAGAAAAGAAAGAGAAAUGGGACAGUUGUGGAGAUAAGGACGAGAAGAAGCAUCAUAAGUCCUCAGACAAGCACAGAUAAUGAAGACUUUGAGCCAAGAGUGGGCAGGCCUCCCAGCAGAGGAUGCCAGAGCUCUGGGUCACUCUCAAAACUUAAUUACGAGCUCCUGGUGCUGUUCAUCUUAUGAGAAUCUAUGUUACAUCAGAAGAUGAAUAUGCAUCCCAUCCUCUUGAGACAUUGCAAAGUCAAUGGUUUUUCAGAACAUUAUUUUACCUCCAGGCAGUUUCUUGCAGCAAGAUCCCUGUGCGUACAUUUUUUUUUUCUUGAUAUGACACCAUCCAGAAACAGCAUUUAUAAAAUUUUCACCAGCUGAUUCUUGGAUCACCCUUGGAAAGGAAAAAGGAAUUCUCUUUUCUUCAAUGGAAGACUUCUGGGAGGGCCUGCUGUGCGUUUGCCAAUAUAUAAGAAGUAGGCUAUGGUGCAUUGUUGAAGUUACUGUUCUGCCUUUAAAGAGUGACUUAGUACCAGUUAUCGAAAAUAUCUUGCAGGUGCCUUGCAACUCUUUAGGUCUUCAGAGAUUCAUUACCCAUUUAAUCUCCAUAGCAAACUACAAGAUUCAGACGGGAUAUUAUGAAGGCGUAAUCCAGCCCCGCGUAAAUCUACCAGUGUCUGAGCUCUGGGUGAAUGUUUGGCACCGAUCUCCAGCAGAUCUGCCAUGGAGGCAGCUUCUGGCAACAGAAUUCAUAGACCAAUUGCAAUGUCCCCUCUCACCAAAGCUCUUCAAAUUCAUGUUCUAACAGGACCAUGAGCCAGCUCUCACAAGCAUGUCAUGUUGUGCCAAAGACCUCUGUAGCUUUGCUGUUAUGUUCUUCACUGUUUGUGGCACACUCUCAGUUGGCAUAGCUCAUCUUUGGCACUUAAUUGGAUGACUUAAGUGCCUUCCAAAAAUACUUCAGCAAACCCUGAGUAGUGUGGUCCUCUGAAUUGUGGUCUCCUGCAGCCUGGGAAGAGCAUGAACAGAGGAAUGGAACAUUCCAUUGCAGUAUGGCGUCCCAGUCCCAGGUGUUGAUCAUAAGGCACGAGAUUGUGGAGCUGGAAGAGACAUGAGACAGGUGGCGACUGAGGUCACAGGGAACAGAUAACAGAUGGAUCUGCUAAUGCAGUGCACCAGCAGUUGGAGUGUUGGAGCUGAUGAUGCAGUGCCCUCUUCAGGUCAGCAUCCUCAGAUGACAGUGAGACCCAGAAGUCCUCCCCCUCCUUCCAGUCUGCAGUGGACCUAGAAGUCGGAGACGGAAACGGGGGUGCCAGGAUCUACAUGUGGUAAUCCACUGUGUGGUUCUGAGUGGAUUUGCCAUAACAAGUACAUUAUUUAUGCCUGAUAAUCAUAUGAUGCUGGUCUUUAUAACUAAUCAUUAAUCUUCUGCACUUGAUUUUAUUUUCUAUAAACUUUUCUAUGGAUGGAAGAAGGAAGACUUCCUCACAUGACAGAUCUGACUUUGAAAUAUUGAACCAAGAAAAAAAAAAACUGGAAAGUAUGUUGAGAAGUACGCCCAAUUGCUGCCCUGCCUAAUUCUGUUCAGGAGACAAUGAAGUAGCUUUUUAAAGCUGGAACUGUAAAGACUCCUGAGUACACUUCCUGCCACAAGUCAGCAUUGCCAUUUUUAGCCAGUGUGUAGAAGGAAAGGAGGGCAUUUCUUCCCAUGCUGACGGAACUAUGUGGUUGUGCAUUUCCGGCGCCCUCUACUUGUAAACUUUAAACCAUACGGAUAAACCAUAGUGUGGCCAUGUCCCCAUUGUGCUGGAGUUUGUAUCAAUAGUUAAGAUGUUAAAACUGCACUCUUUUUUUUUUUGCCUACUUUCUCAUAACUGAUAUCUGUGGGACUAGCUGUAUUUCUUGGUUUUUUGUAUUGUUUAGCUCUAUAAAAUGGCCCCAGAAAAUCUCCAAAUAGUGUCUCUAACUACAACAAAGGAGAAUUGUAUGGUUCCUUAAAGUCACACAAAAUUUGAUUUAGAACAGUUUUAGUGUGAAUAUUUUCAUGUCUCAGUUUAUUUGAAACUCAAUAUUCAAAGCUCUCUAGUAGAACCAACUUAUUAAAUGUUACUUUAGUGUGCAGUGUUCAGUUAAGCAACUGUUUAAGAAUGAGACUUCGUUUUGAAAUUCAUUAUGAAUCAUAAAGCAAAAGUCAUAGUUUUUCAGAGACAUGGUCUCAGAUAUUCUUCGUCCAGUAUGUCAGAAUAGAAUUUAUAAUACAAACAAAGUUUGCUUUAAUUAAAAGACUUUUUUUUUGCUGCAAGUCCCAUCUGCUUUCAGAAAGCAUCAGGUAGAGUUUGCAUUAGUAGAAGAGGGAGGCUUCCACUAUCUCUGUAAAAGUCUGUUCUCAACUAGAAGUGGUGGUUUUCCAAACAUACUGUGUGUCGUAUGAAGGGAUAAGAAGGAUAUAGUUGAGGACGGGUGAUUUGCCCUCAGCUCUAGAACCAGUAGAGAAACCCUAUUUUUAGUGCUUGUCUUACAUUCUUGUAUUAAUUACUAGACUAUGUUAGUCAUGUCUCCAAAGAAAACAGGAGCUGACAAGUCAGUUAAUGAAUGAAACAUCUGAUUUUAAUGGGAUUUUCGUGUUUCAUCUCCAUCUCUUCUAUGAGUACCGUGAACAAGUUCUUCCUUCCUGAUAAAGUUUGUCUUCCUUGCAUAUUGAGUUUAUAUGUUUAUCGUGUAUACCUGCUGUUACAUGAAAAUAACUUUCAACUGUAAGUGUGGCCGUUAUGUGGUAUCCAUGUUUAUUGAUCAUGCACCACAUAUUCACUGCAGUCCCUAGAGAGUAUUUAUGAUAUAUAUUACGUACUGUCUUUUAUUAUAAUAUUGUACAAAAUUCUUUUCCUUUUACCCAUGAGUGCCAUCUGUUUGUUUUUUGGUUUGUUUGGGUUUUUUCUUCUUGAGUCAAAGAAUACAGUUUAAUCUUUUUCCUCUACCUUGCCCUCUGUUGGUGUAAGUAGGAAGUGAAUUGUUCAAAUCUCUGCAAUUAGAAUUUCAGAAGUAGGGGAUACUGGUCAUUUGACUUAAUAAAGAUUACAUAUAUAAUAAAUUUGUCUAUUUUCUAAUUAAAAGCAAUUAAGUUUUCCCUUUAUUAGAGUAUUAAUAAUAGCCUAGAUUAUGAAAAUGUCUGUAUGUGCGGGAUGGGGCACACAAUGAAACAAGCCUGCUUAUGACAGCAAGUGCUUGUAACCAACCAGUAGCAGUGCUUGAGGCUGUCACUCGGGUAUCUUACUCCUCAGGUCCCUUAGAGCUGCAACAUGAGACAGUUGAAGGGCAAGUACCUUCAGGACAGUGGAUAAUAGUGUGGCUGAGGAAGACUGGAAAGGGAGGUGUACAGAGGAUGUGUUGUCAAGUUGACUAGCACUACAGGCUAUUAGAACUGUAGUUUCUUUUUUGCUACUCUGGGAAACACUAAAAUACACAGUUCAGACAUACCCCGUUUGAGGAAGUUUCAAAGCUGUUCUGGGGAGAAUGGUAUCUAUUUCAUGUAGUAAACAGCAGCCCUUGGUGACUUGUGAUCAAGAAAAGAGCUGUAGCUGAACAUGAUGGCACCUGACUGCAGUUCCAGCACCUGGGAGGUAGAGGCAGAAGGAUCAACAGUGUAGGGGCAGCCUGGGCUACGAGACUGGCUGAAGAAAAAGUAGAAAAUGCCGUAGCUGAAGAUGGGUAGACACAGACUUAGGUGUGUGGCACAAAUGAUUUGCACACAGUGCCACGUUAUCUUUUAGGUGUAGCAUUCACAGUUCAGCCUCCUAGAACUUUGUGUACUUGCAACUGCCUGGCUUUCUAGUCCACCCAGAGCCCAUGGAGAAGCUGGAAGGAAGCAUAGUGAGAACGCUUUGCUGAGGUUCUGCCCCGACAGUGUUUAGUAGCCAUACGAUCAUGUCAGGACACCUGGUUCACAUGAGUCCUCCUUUGUCAUCUUUAAGUUUGGAAGAUGAAUCCAUACCUUGCCUUUCCUGUGGUGUGUAUGGUCAAACUGAGCUUUAUACAGCAGAGACAGGAAGGUAAUAGGUACUUAACAAAGCGCCUUGCUCCACAACAGAGUGGUCUCUGUUGAAUAAACAAGAAGAAAAAGACUUCUGAGCAAUUUUAAGUUUUCAAAGGUAAAUUAAAGGGACAGAUACUGUCCAGUGAUAACUAAAAGCGUUAAAGGCUCUUCUAAGUCAUGACACACAUAUAUUUCACAACUGCAAUUUUAGACUCCCCCUUCCUCAUGUUAAGUCAUGAAUGUGCCAUAUGUUACUGUGCAUAAUAUACAAAGUAUAUAAUGUGCAAAGUACAUAAUGUAAGUUGUAUUAUAUGACUGAUUGUGUCCACAUUUUAAUAAUAAAUUAUGAAUGUAUAAUUUAUAAGAAAUAAAAACACAUUAACCUCAUUCCUGGUAUUGAA